CGACCGGUUUUCGCGGCAGUUGCGCCCGAGCCUGUGUUGGGACACGUCGAUUCGUCCCAUGAGAGCGGCGUGCGGGAAGUUUUGUUCGGCGUCGAAGCUCGACCGGCGGAAGGAGCGCUGUGCCGGUGCGACGCCCAGGUCGCCGGUGGCCUUUCUGUUGGUGGAGAGCAGCGGAAGACUGCUGGCUUCAGCGUUUUCCGCGCGUAUUGAUCCCUCCACAUUAGCUCUCUCUUCAUGCACAGACAUUAGCACAAUUGCUUCCCUUACAACAUCGGCUGCCGUGGCAACUGAGUCCUCAUCGAGAGAUUUCCUCCCAGGAAACAUCUCAAAGCAGCACCUCUUCAUUUUGAUGCUGCCAUCAUCUCCCUUACAUUCCCUCGUCCAUAUUUGACACAUCAACGGCUUGAUUUGCCACUUUAAGCUAUCUCCAUAUGUCUUUGUGUAUUUUUGAAUAGGCUAAGUGCUUAACAGGAUAAAAGAGCAGUUUGAAAGGGGUGAAAAUGUGCCUUGGCACCUGCUGUUCGUGCCUGCCUGUUUGCACAUGAAUAUGAUGAGGCUGGCGGUGCGCGGGGCUGUUUUAACUUGCAGAUGAGCCAUCAGGUCAGCACCGUUGCAGCUUUGGUGCGUUUUCAAGGAUGAGCUGCAGUCAACAGGCCGGUCCCGCUUAUUAGCCGCCACUCUUGUCCCCUCGUUGCAUUCCCAGACGCCGCUGGCUCUUUGAUGCCUUCACAAGAGCGGUGAUAGCCGCGAUCAUUGCGGCGGCAGCGGCGGUAAUUGACCAGCUGCAUUAAUGGAGAAACACUUCCUGUGUUUGCUUGGAAGCAAUACAGCUCUCCCCUCCAUCCACUCCGCCUCUGUUGAUAUUCAAAUGAUGGCCUUCUGGAUGAGCAGCUCCGAAGAGGAUAAGCACUCUGCCACCCAAGGGCUCGGCCGAGAGCUCAGGGACCUGAAAAUUGACUGAGGUGAAGCUCCCUUUGCUUUAAGGUUAAUCAGCGGUCUGACACUUCACCAGGCCGUGACGUCAUCUCAUGUCCCAGUCAGCUGGUUACUCAUGGCCCAGUAUGGAGAGCAUGGGCUGUGCUUUCAGUUGACUGGUGCUCCAGUCAACGCUUUCGCCGCACUUUCUAAUCGAACCUGAACCUGACACCCGAUUCAGGUUCAGGUAUGGCCUUUACUUUUUGCCACACCCGUGUUCGCUUCUGGUUUGCCCUGAGCUCAUUUUUUGCCAUAGGCAUUUGUUGUGUAGACUUCCCACCAUGGUUUGCCUAUCCAAACUUUCUUGUUCAGAAGUAUCAGCACAUACACAAACACACACAAAAGAUUUCCAGAGAAAUAAAUAAUAUUUUUUCCCUUUUCUCUUUGUGAAUUCAUAAUUCUUUCAUCGUGGGCACACGUCAUGUCAAGGGGUAUGGAAUUUCGGUCUCUUGAGCAGAGAUUAUCUUUUAACACAAAUGGACAGUUCUCGUAAUGCCUGACAUCUGUUUGUUCUACUUUUGGUGAGAGCUGUGAUUCAUCCUAGACUCGGGAUAACUUACAGUACACAGCCUACCUCAGUAGCACCGAGUCUCAUCUGCUUCCCCAUCUUGGCGUCUGGUCUCUAUCACUCUUUCUGUGUUACUCUGGUCAUCCAUUAUUCCCCUAUUGCUAUUUCCCCUUUUGCCUUCAGCUGUUCUGCUCUUUUGCUUUAGGCUUAAAUAGCUCUUUGAUUUCCAUAUAUAUAUGCGCCACAUGGAACAUAUGCAGAGGCUAGUAUACAAGAUGGACUCUUAUGACAGACACUGAAACAAACCUGUAUAUAAGUAUGCUUUUAAGGCUGAAUAAAUGAUGAGCCUUGAUUUAGAUACCACUCCAUGCCGGUGCUGCGUGCUUAUGCCCUCAUUGAUAGUUGAGUGUUCAUUUGGUAAAUGCACUAAUGUGUCCUUCUUCCCCCUCCUUCCCUUGCUGACUGAGUCUGACAAACUGAUUUGUGUGUGCGCGUACGCUCCCUCUCAUGUCUCACCCACUGUGCAAACACUCUUGAGUUUGACCCAGUUCUUAUCGCUGUAAUGAAAAUGUAUGUCAGUCUACUGCAUUUUUCUCCUCAACCUUUCAACCGCGCUUCCAUCUCAGUCCUUAUGCAGAGCAUCCCUGGACCAUCCCAGAUCCAGGGCAGGGUGUGUGCUCAGUAUGUGUCUGUGUCAGGGGCAGUCACUAUGGAUUACUGACAUUUGUACUGACUCUUGUUUGUGGGAUUUCCUAAUUGACAUGAUGACAUGGUUGUCAUGGAGACACCUAGGCCAGAAAGCUCGUUGUUAGCUGAGCAAUAGUUAUGUCUUCAUGCUUGCAGGAUCAUAGGAUUGUAUAUUGUACAUUUACAAUAUUUCUUUUUGUGCAGACCUCACUAGAUCAGGUUCAGUUACAUCAUUGACAGCAUCAAUUUUGUACAGGUCUUCUUAAUAAUAGCAGUUUUGGAUGGAAUUGGUUAAUCAUACAGAGCUCGUGGCAGUUUGUAAUUCCUUAGUGCUGUUAAAUGACUGACAACUUUAUAGCCACUUUACUCUCCUUAAUCAGGCUGGUAACAAAUUGAGACUUGAUUCUGGCUUCAUCUAGAUCAGCCUUUAAGAGCCAUCCACUCUGUAAGAUGGAGGACUUCCACUCCUUCUAGCAGUCAUUGAAUGGUUUCAUGCUCAUUUACUCAUAACGAGCAGCUGAGUCUCGUCUGAAACGAGGUGGGCGUCAAGAAGUGGGGCCUUAAGUUGGUUUAGUUCCUUGAGAGGGUCUCCUCGAAGGUUCUUGGUCGGAGUCGGGAGUGAUGAGAGUCAAAGGCCUCUCUGACAGAGAGAGGGCCAGAAGGCGUGAAAGAGGCCGACAGGCACAGCUACAGGGGGUGUGCCCCCAGGGGAAACUUAAGAAAACAGGGUCAACGCUUGGAAGAGCACAUCAUUUCAACCUCUUUGAUUUAAUGGGUCCAAUUAUUGGGAUGUCACCAGAUAAGAAAACGGAAAUUCCGGGUAUGCAAGAGGAGCGAACGGGGCUCAGAGGUGUUUGUGGUGUGGGAACGCUGCCUGAGGCGGAGUGUGCGUCCAGCCCACUGGCGACCAGCGUGGAUCGCACCGGAGGUACCGAAGAUGAGGAGCUCACUAACCUCAACUGGCUCCACGAGAAUUUGCUCCAGAACUUCACCCUCGGGGGCCCCGAAGCUCCAACCAGCGGCAGCCCCCUCUUUGACAUCGAGGGCGACUACAAGUCCAACCAGGGCCCAUCGUCAUCUUCCUCAUCGUCAUCGCACGGCAGAAGCAGGGAGCGGGACUCACUGAAGUCCAAGCCCCCUUUCUCGUUCUCUCUUCUCAUCUACAUGGCCAUCGAGCAGUCUCCCAGCAAGUCUUUGCCUGUUAAAGAAAUCUAUGGCUGGAUUCUCGAGCACUUCCCUUAUUUCUCAAAUGCCCCCACUGGCUGGAAGAACUCAGUCCGUCACAACUUGUCCUUGAACAAAUGCUUCCGUAAGGUUGAUAGGAGUUUGGGAAAGGCCAAUGGAAAAGGUUCUCUGUGGUGUGUUGACCCAGAAUACCGCCCCAACCUGAUCCAAGCCCUUAAGAAGCAGCACUUCCCUGCCGCACAUGCCUUCUGCACACCACCCGCCUCCCCACCCAGUGCCUCUUCACCCCCUCGCCACCUUUUUCUACAGGGCUGCUCAUUCAAAGAGUCUGACAUUGAUGCUGCCACUGCCAUGAUGCUCUUAAACUCUGCCCCUGGGCACCACGUUGACCCAUGCAACUCUGACAGCCCGCUGGACCUCUCCAGACCUGACUCGGUUCUGGUGAGCAGCGAUCCAAAACAGGACCACAACUACAGCAGCGUGGCCCUACAGCGCUGCUCCUCCCGCUCCUCCUCCUCGUCUCUCUCCUCCCUGGACGAGGGAGGCUGCGAUCGCAGACAGUCCCGCCGCGCCGGCAGCGAGGGCUUCCACAGUGACGAGGACUCCGACCUCUGGGACGAGAGGGGCGUCCACCCGACCGCCCGACGUCCGCCCGCCAUCAAGUGGCCCGCCGGCAAGAGGGCACGGCGCGAGAUCAAGCCAGAGCUGGACGAGGAGCUGAAGGAAGCGGCGGGCUCCUUGCUGCACCUCGCUGGUAUACGCAGCUGCACGGAGACUUCCAAACGCACUGUCAAGAGCACAAAACUGAACAGGAAAUGAAGAUUCUUUUUUUUGCCCUCAACAGACUCCGGACCCUUUGAACCCUAACCUCUUACCCCUGAUCGUGUGUCCCAGUGUGCCUCCUUCUCCUUAUCUGAUCGUUCAUUGGCCAUUUUGAGCCUUUUUGUUUGAAGAUAUCACUGUCCAACAAAACAAAUGGCAAUAGUAUCGUUCAAACAGGAGAACAAAGCCAUAAAGAGACUUUUGUACCUUGGGGGUAACUGCUGGGGAUGGGUGUGUGGGCUAUGGAGAACCAUCAAGAUACCUAUCCAAAACGACCUGCCUGCUUGAGUUGGGUUAGAAGAUUGUGAUCGAAGACGUUUUUCUCUGACAGACAAAAUGGCAAACGCUGAAGGUUUCUAUAACUCAAAGCAUUGCAUGCUUCCUCCUCAAACCUGUAUCCUCUUCCAAGUGAAUCUAUUUAUGAAGCGAAUGAGUGCAUGUUUGUAACAAACAAGAUCUAACCUCCUCCUGGUGUUAUCAGUUCCUCCUUUUUGUGCUGAAGAAAACAACUCCACUGUUUUGAAAGGAAUUCUUGCUCUAUGAGUCCUCUCCUAAGAGAGCUGCAAUAAUUAAUACACAACCAUAACGUUUUGUGACAUUACUUCAUGGUGGCAUUCUUCAGAGUUGAGUACGCUAGUUAAACUUUACAAUUAAGAGAAUGACUGGAGUAGUAUUAUGAUCUUGUUCGAUAAACUUAUUACACAGGAGCUCCGGCUCUGUUUCAGGAUUAGCAAGAUAUGGAAAUAGUAUUACUCUGCCACUGCCAAAUUUAGUUGCAAAGUUAGCUACGCUACUUGGCUCAGUUCUGUGCAGCCAUUACCGCGCUUUGAUAUUGUUUCUGCUCAUCCUGUCGAUCUCUUUCAUCCAUCAGUGAGUUUGUGUGUGUGAUGACAUUUAAUGUGCAGACACAGGUUAUAUAUUCACGUGUGUAACUGCCUAUGCAAAGUGAGCAUCUGCCAUGUAUUGCCAGAUGUUCACUGUGUGUUCAUAGGUUUAACCUCCCCAGUUCCUUUUAAGUGCGUGUGUAUCAUAGUGCAUGUCGACUUCAGCCAAACCUUCAUGAUAGAGAAGACACUGAACUGGUCAGCCUGUUUAAAGUAGUCGUACUGCUCCAAUGAAUGUGACUGGUGUCCUGACAGGUCUCCUUGCUACAGCUGUAUUGUAGAGCUGGUUAACAGUGACAACGGGUGUGGACAGUAAAUUAGCCCACAUGUGGGGUUGCAGCAGUUUUAUUACAUGUGGUCUCCUGGUUUUUUUGAUAUAUGUACUUCAUAAAAUGAUACAGCAAAUCCUCUGCUUGCUGUUAAUGUGGCCAAAUUAACUCGCAGCUCGAAGAAGACUUUGUCUGUUUUGGUUUCAUUUAAAUAAAAGGUAGUUGAUCAGAAUAUAUUCCUGGUCGGAGAGAACAGGACUUGAUUUGAGCGGCCGCUCGCUGGCGAGACGUUGGAGACCUGUUGCUGCUCUCACCCCGAGCCCUCGGUUCUGGCUGGCCACCAGUGUUUUUAUCCUCGCUCUUCCUCCUAGAACAAAAUAAGGAAGUGCACGCUCUCUUCUCAAGCUGUGAAAUGGAGUGUUUAUUGUCAGUCGAUUGCACGCAGCUCGCUGAGGGGAAGUUGUGAACCGCUUUUCGAAAAGGCCACAAUUCUCAUUUAAGCUCCAGCAAAGGCUGCACAGUCGCACAGCGUACAAUAAAAAGGUAGCACGGAGACGCACAAGGGUCACGCACCGAAAACGAGACGAUUUCUUCCCACAUACUAGAUCACUUUGUGUCACACUGACUGUUAGUUUAGCAUGUAUGGUCAGUGCCAAACAUGUUUUUGUGCCACUGAUAUAAAAGGACCAUAGUCGUUCUAUCCCCCUGCUGCCACGAUGUACAUGUGAUUUAGAGUAACUACGCCCUACUUUUCUGAAUCAUCCUAACAGGAAAUGGGAGAGUGCUCUGGUCAGUGCAGUGACUUGUUUUUGUCACUUUACAGUGGGAACUGGUCUCAGCAGAGUAAGCUGCAGUUCUCAGAAGUAAUACUUGCAUACACUGGUUUUGUUUAGCUGUGAAAAAAAGAACAAGGUAUUGUUCAUGAAUCAUCAACUUAUUUAUGACAUUAAUUUAUGGGAUUAUUGAAUGCAUACUCUAUCAAACACUGGUCAUUUCAAACAAAUGACCAGGCACAUUUAUUUCUUUCCCUCUGUGAACGCAUCUUAAGUAUUUUGUUUUUCCCCUUUGUUUAUUUUCCAGCAAUACACCAUUCUCUGUUUCACUAUGUUAUAGUGAUUAAGUAUUUUGCCAAUAUCUAUCAUCUCUAGAGCGGGUGUUUUGUUUUUAAAUUAACCAUUACUGCCAGGUUUUCUUGAUGUUUUGUUUUGCUCUUUGUCAGGUUGGAUAGAAGACAGUUAAUUGACAUUGAUCCUGAAGCCUUUUGUUGCCAAAACUGAUGAACGGCAGGGUAACACGUUACCCACGUGCUGUAGAAGCUGAUUGACUCUUUUAUUUUUUAUGUUUGGAGAUAAUUACAUAUGUAGUCCAAAUUGAAGACUAGUUCUUGGUCUGAUCACAGUGUAAUAAUAUUUUUUCAAAGGACUCGCACUCAUAACUCAUGCUUCCAGGUAUUACGGGAUGUUUAAAUUGUUCUGAAUGCCACUGAAGACUGGAAGCGACUAACUCGGUCCCCAAGCUGCUGCUGCGUAGUUGCAGACAUACAUUUAAAUUUAGGCAUGAAUGCACAGACGAAGAGGAAUCUCAUCAUCAUUAUUAUUAUGUCAUUCUUUCUGUAGCACUUGCAAAAGAGACAUUAUGUCGGUGUCAAAGUGACACCGGGUCAGUGAGAUGGCGCGUGAGUGAGUGACCUGAACGUUACCCAUCUCAGCACCCAGUUGCUUUAUUGCUCAACAGCUGUUAUUGAAUAUUGAUUAUGUGAUUCUCCAAAUUCUGUUGCAGUUCCUGUGGGUAUAAUGAUCAUUUAGUUGCAUUUGACAAAGCUGCCAACCCAGUAUCAGUUUGUGUCAGUUGUCUGCCAUGUCUAUUGAACCGACACACCUUUUGGUUUUUGUAUGCUAACCUCUGUUGAUAAAAUGUUUAUAAGAUUUAUUUUCGCCAAAGAUAUGCAAUUGCAUUAUAUAUGGUAUUACAAAAUAUUAAUAAAAACCUGUUCUUGUUA
Molecule: messenger RNA, 7329 nt
Organism: Betta splendens (Siamese fighting fish)
Lineage: Eukaryota; Metazoa; Chordata; Actinopteri; Anabantiformes; Osphronemidae
Gene: foxn2a
Product: forkhead box N2a
Exons: 6
Coding region: 2792-4174 (460 amino acids)
Biological process (GO): regulation of DNA-templated transcription
Cellular component (GO): nucleus
Molecular function (GO): cis-regulatory region sequence-specific DNA binding; DNA-binding transcription factor activity
Source: RefSeq, a predicted model, not a curated record